This is a messenger RNA of Macrosteles quadrilineatus (aster leafhopper), 1976 nucleotides long. RefSeq names its product bone morphogenetic protein 3-like. Bases 4 to 1524 code for a protein of 506 amino acids. Gene Ontology annotation, molecular function: growth factor activity; cytokine activity. Gene Ontology annotation, cellular component: extracellular region. The record is from RefSeq and is a predicted model, not a curated record. NCBI's taxonomy places the organism in Eukaryota, Metazoa, Arthropoda, Insecta, Hemiptera, Cicadellidae. The transcript is spliced from 6 exons. Gene Ontology annotation, biological process: BMP signaling pathway; SMAD protein signal transduction.
AUCAUGACUUCCUCCGUGGGCCCGUGGACGUGGGUGUGUGUGAUGGUGACCUGGGGGGUGGUGUCCAGGGGGGCGACCCCCGACAAGGAAGCGGCAGUCCGAGAUGUCUUCCGGGAGAUGCUUCACAUCUCACCUCCAAGACAACCUGGAACCUCAAAAGGACGACUUCCUUCUGCACCCCGUCACAUGGUUGAGUUGUACCAUCGCUUCGUCAACGGCCAGGAGGACUACGCCCCGCUGGAAGGGGGCACGACCACUGUGAGAAAUUUUCUUCCUUCUUCAGGAGGGAAGGACACCGUGGUGUUCAACAUAAGUAGUGUGAACACCGAAGAGGAGGUGAGACUAGCUCAGCUGCAACUUAACAGAAGAAAACUACACCAACGUCACAGACACAGGAGAUUGUUGGCUCCACCUUACAGGAUCAGGCUAUUCCGAGCAUCUCCUGGAGGCAAGCUGACUCCUCUAGGCUCUGUGCCGGUCUCCAUGGUCCAGAGGAGCGUUUGGACAUCCGUGGAUAUCACUGCUCCACUCAGAGAGCUCCUGCUAGACCCGAGGGGCGAAGUUUAUGGUUACUCCUUAGCCGUGCGUUUCGAGUCUCCCUCGGGCAAAGUCAUUCCUCCUUCUCAUUUCCUUCGUGGGUUCCCCGACUCUCACGCUUUCCUCGUGGUCUUUUCAGAGGACGGCGAAGAGGAGGUCACGGAGGACGGGGGAAGACCUCCACCUAAGCCUCCGGUACACACUCACGCCUUGGUGCAACGUCUGCAGACGGGAGGUCUGGAACGAGUGUUCAUAGACGACUCAGACAAUAACCCCGAUAUAAUUCCUAACUUUAAAAGAAGGAUGUUUACCAGGAAUGUUACUUUAUCGAACAGUUUGACAACUCCUCCAACUGUAAAUGAAACUCACUCUACUUUGGAUCAGAGGGAAGAUAUGUCGGAGAACGAAAUCAUCAGGAAGACUAGAUCCAUCAUUGAUAACAAACUUCCAGACGAGAAUGAAGAUUUGAUUCCGGUUUCCUCUCCAGAAUCGUUUUUGACCUCCAGAAUAGAUAUUUUCAAUGGUGAGAGUCGCAAUAAGAAACCGAAGAAAGUGCGGAAAGGCAAGCGUAAAGGAGGGAAGAAGCAGAAGAACUCGUAUUCAUCAGACAGAUCGCAGAAUAUGUAUAUGGGGACGGACGAGCCUCUAGGGUGUCAGGUCCGUAAAAUGACGGUGAACUUCGCAGAGAUUGGCUGGGGCGAGUGGAUCAUCUCUCCGCGCAAGUUUGAGGCCAAUUAUUGCACGGGGUCCUGUCGCUUCCCGCUGACUGAGGAGAAUGACGCCACAUCAAAGGAAGCUCUGAAGCCGUCCAACCACGCCACUCUCCAGAGUCUAGUGCACGCCCUGGGUGCCGACCCCCGGGUACCCGCCCCUGCAUGUGUACCCCAUCGUCUGUCCCCCGUCACCCUGCUGUACUUCGACCACACACUCAACGUCGUCCUCAAGAACUACCCCAGCAUGGUCGUCGAGUCCUGUGCCUGCCGUUGAACACGACUUUGACCCCAGAAAUGGCCUCGGCAUCAUGUUUGGUGAAGAUGUUCCUUCAGAGUUCAGGACUCACAACGAUGGACUGUUAUGUGUCAUACUUUACAUGUACCAUUAAGAAUAUUUAUAAGAACGUAUGUAUAAGGAUUGUCCGUAGAUAUCCGUAUGAUGUGCUGUUUUUUACAAUGUAGAUUAGAAAUCAUAUUUAUUGUAAUUGUCUUGACUUCAAAAAGUAUUUAUAGCCAUAAGAUUUAGUAUAUAUCUGUUUGUGCCCAAUAUUUCCUUCUGAUAUAGAAUAACCAUUGACUAUAGAUGGACUAACGUGAACAAGACAUUUUAUUUCUAAGUUUAAGCUAUAACCAGUUUUAGAAUAAAAAAGAAACUUGUUCGAUUGAGAUUGAGCCAACGAUAGUGCUCAGUCCCACUGAAAACGUUGUUUAUUUAAGAUAGGUACA